GGAAAGCCGGUGGCCGCGUGUGAAUUCUUUCAUGGCAAGGGGCGGCCUGAUUCGACAUUGUAUUCGGUCGAGGUGGUUUUCCUUCUUAAUUAUAUUUUAUCUUUAGGUCAGUAGAUUAAAUUUUUAAUUGAGUAGGUGAAUAUAACAGAUGUAAGUAAAUGCACUCUAUCUGUAUCAUUAUUACUUUUCUUUUUUUCCCUUGAAUUUAAAUUUAAUAUCAAUCAAGAACAAGGCAACGGAGCAUAAAAUCAAUCGAGCAGGAAAAGACAUAGGAGAUCCAUGAACUAUUAAUCAACAAUGGCCGCUAAAGCUGAAAGUAGUGAUGAGAGUGGGGUGAAGCUACUCAGUGGUAUCAAUGACCAGUACGGAGGUGUCAUCGUCGACAUCAUCGAUCCUAUCGACCCUGCCUCCUUCCUUUCAUUUCUUACGUCUUCAAUUGCACAUUGGAAACUUGAGGGCAAGAAGGGUAUUUGGAUCAAAUUGCCCAUCCAGCGAGUCAAUCUUGUUGAACCUGCAGUGAUGAAAGGAUUCUGGUAUCACCACGCAGAGCCUACUUAUUUGAUGCUGGUAAAUUGGAUUCCUCCUUCCCCUCAUACUCUUCCAUCAAAUGCUUCCCACCGAGUCGGAAUUGGUGCAUUUCUCCUCAAUCAAAACCGAGAGGUGCUAGUAGUCCAAGAAAAGAGCGGAAAGUUGGAGGGUACAGGUGUGUGGAAAUUCCCUACAGGAGUUGUCGAUGAGGGAGAAGAUAUCUAUGCAGCUGCUGUGAGAGAAGUAAAAGAAGAAACUGGAAUUGACUCAGAGUUUGUGGAAGUCCUAGCGUUCAGACAAAGCCACAAGUCAUUUUUUGAGAAAUCAGAUUUAUUUUUUGUAUGCAUGUUGCAAGCCCUUUCCUUUGACAUCCAGAAGCAAGAACAAGAGAUAGAAGCAGCCCAGUGGAUGCCAUUUGAAGAAUAUGCUGCCCAACCGUUUCUCCAGAACAGUGAGCUUCUAAAGUACAUCAAUGCAAUAUGCAAGGCAAAAAUGGAGGGGGAGUAUUCCGGAUUUUCUCCGGUAACUACAACUAGUUCUUCUGAUGAGAAGAGCUACUUGUACUUGAAUAGUAGUAGGGCACCAAAGAGAGAAAGUAAAGUUGAAGUGUGAUUCUAGUCGAUCAAAGGUUUCAUUUUGUAAUGGAACGAGAGUCGACAGUGAAGUUUAAGGUUCAUGUUGUAAUCAAAGAAGCCAAUCUGACUCGUGUCCUUCAUCUUUCUAGCAUGUAAUUAAAGAGAAUCAAUGUGAUUUACAUCUUCAUUCA
Rosa rugosa (rugosa rose) is the source of this 1294-nucleotide messenger RNA. RefSeq names its product nudix hydrolase 2-like. The coding region runs from base 298 to 1140 and encodes 280 amino acids. NCBI's taxonomy places the organism in Eukaryota, Viridiplantae, Streptophyta, Magnoliopsida, Rosales, Rosaceae. The record is from RefSeq and is a predicted model, not a curated record. Gene Ontology annotation, molecular function: NADH pyrophosphatase activity; ADP-ribose diphosphatase activity; NAD binding. The transcript has 8 exons.